CCCCUUCCAGGUGGCAAGAGGGCUUUGAGAUCAGUGAUACAUCCGCUGAUUCUAGUGUUUUCCACCCAAGUUUUCAAGCCUUUGGGUGUCCAAACAGAGGACAAGAGAUCAAGAUCUCUAAAGGUCUAGAAAAACCCGGGGCCACUUCCAUUUUGUGAGGUUCUCAGCAUACUGAAAACUGAAGACGUGCUAAGAGUGGGUUACUAAAAUGGUGGCGUAUCUGAAAUCUUUCCACGGCACCAUGCCUUCUCUCAUCCUGUCAUCCCUGUAUCUCAGGGCUCAUCCUCUGCCCUGACCCCUAAUCUCACUUCAGGAAACAUAAAUUGAAAGUUCAGAUAACCUCGGAUUGUGUUACUCUGGACUGUGUGUUAUGCUGGGCGACGAGGCUGCGCAGGCUCCUGCGCCGAGCCAUGACUCUGCAGGAACUGCGGCGCCGGCUCACACGGCGCGGAGCGGGGCACGGCUGGCCGGCCAGGCGCCCGCGCUGCGUUCUGCUCACGCCCAUAGGGGCCCGCGUUCGCUGCAACCGGCCCUCCUUGAUGGCUGAUCGUCGCACUCCUACCCCUCCCGCCUGCUGCCGUUUGCCCCGUCAGCUAAGGGCGCGCGAUGCGUCCCAAGUCUCGGCUCCAGCAACCAGACGGAUCAUGGAAGGGAAGUGGUUGCUGUGUAUGUUACUGGUACUUGGAACUGUUAUUGUUGAGGCUCAUGAUGGACAUGAUGAUGAUGUGAUUGAUAUUGAAGAUGACCUUGACGAUGUCAUUGAAGAGGUAGAAGACUCAAAACCAGAUACCACUGCUCCUCCUUCAUCUCCCAAGGUCACCUACAAAGCUCCAGUUCCAACAGGGGAAGUAUAUUUUGCUGAUUCUUUUGACAGAGGAACUCUGUCAGGGUGGAUUUUAUCCAAAGCCAAGAAAGAUGAUACCGAUGAUGAAAUUGCCAAAUAUGAUGGAAAGUGGGAGGUAGAUGAAAUGAAGGAAUCAAAGCUUCCAGGUGAUAAAGGACUUGUAUUGAUGUCUCGGGCCAAGCAUCAUGCCAUCUCCGCUAAACUGAACAAGCCCUUCCUAUUUGACACCAAGCCUCUCAUUGUUCAGUACGAGGUUAAUUUCCAAAAUGGAAUAGAAUGUGGUGGUGCUUAUGUGAAACUGCUUUCUAAAACACCAGAGCUCAACCUGGAUCAGUUCCACGACAAGACCCCGUAUACGAUUAUGUUUGGUCCAGAUAAAUGUGGAGAGGACUAUAAACUGCACUUCAUCUUCCGACACAAAAACCCCAAAACGGGUAUUUAUGAAGAAAAACAUGCUAAGAGGCCAGAUGCAGAUCUGAAGACUUAUUUUACUGAUAAGAAAACACAUCUUUACACACUAAUCUUGAAUCCAGACAAUAGUUUUGAAAUACUAGUUGACCAAUCUGUGGUGAAUAGUGGAAAUCUGCUCAAUGACAUGACUCCUCCUGUAAAUCCUUCACGUGAAAUUGAGGACCCAGAAGACCGGAAGCCCGAGGAUUGGGAUGAAAGACCAAAAAUCCCAGAUCCAGAAGCUGUCAAGCCAGAUGACUGGGAUGAAGAUGCCCCUGCUAAGAUUCCAGAUGAAGAGGCCACAAAACCUGAAGGCUGGUUAGAUGAUGAGCCCGAGUAUGUACCUGAUCCAGACGCAGAGAAACCUGAGGAUUGGGAUGAAGACAUGGAUGGAGAAUGGGAGGCUCCUCAGAUUGCCAACCCUAAAUGCGAGUCAGCCCCUGGAUGUGGUGUCUGGCAGCGACCUAUGAUUGACAACCCCAAUUAUAAAGGCAAAUGGAAGCCUCCUAUGAUCGACAAUCCCAGUUACCAGGGAAUCUGGAAACCCAGGAAAAUACCAAAUCCAGAUUUCUUUGAAGACCUGGAGCCUUUCAGAAUGACUCCCUUUAGUGCUGUUGGUUUGGAGCUGUGGUCCAUGACCUCUGACAUUUUUUUUGACAACUUUAUCAUUUGUGCUGAUCGAAGAGUAGUCGAUGAUUGGGCCAAUGAUGGAUGGGGCCUGAAGAAAGCUGCUGAUGGGGCUGCUGAGCCAGGCGUUGUGGGGCAGAUGAUCGAGGCAGCUGAAGAGCGCCCGUGGCUGUGGGUGGUCUAUAUUCUAACUGUAGCCCUGCCCGUGUUCCUGGUUAUCCUCUUCUGCUGUUCUGGAAAGAAACAGACCAGUGCUAUGGAGUAUAAGAAAACUGAUGCACCUCAGCCGGAUGUGAAGGAAGAGGAAGAAGAGAAGGAAGAGGAAAAGGACAAGGGAGAUGAGGAGGAGGAAGGAGAAGAGAAACUUGAAGAGAAACAGAAAAGUGAUGCUGAAGAAGAUGGUGGCACUGUCAGUCAAGAGGAGGAAGACAGAAAACCUAAAGCAGAGGAGGAUGAAAUUUUGAACAGAUCACCAAGAAACAGAAAGCCACGAAGAGAGUGAAACAAUCUUAAGAGCUUGAUCUGUGAUUUCCUCUCCCUACCCCCUGCAAGAGUGGUCCUAGGAGAGGACCUGGCACACCUUAGAUUGAAAUUCAGAAAACUUCAAGACAUCACCAUCAGCAGGCUCCAGUUGAACACUAGUCUGUGUAACUUUAAACAUCUAGCAGUAAAUACUUGCAGUUGUGAUAUAAAGGACCCUGUUUCUGUAGAAAAGAAAACAUUUAACAUAAUGGUUGUGAAAUAUAACAUGAAGCAAACUAACUUCUUUUUUUUUUUUUUUUUUUAACAUCUUUGUUUUUUAAAAUAGAAUGAUAGAACUUUGCCAGUCUUUAAGAUCUUGGCUUAAUUUAAUGUAUUAAUCUGUUUGUGCAAACAUAAUACCACCAUUUAAAAAUGUUAGGGAGAUGAGUUGCAGUUUUUAUAAUAGAUUUUUUUUAAAGUUUGGUAUUGUAAAACAUUCACAUCUCUGUCCCUCAAAAUUGAUAAUCACGUUUAAAGUGCAGUCAUUUGUGGUUAUAAUCUUGUUUUGUUUGCUUCCAUUACUCAGUUCCUCCUAAAGAAAUUGAGGAGAGGAACUGAAUAGAAGCCCAAAUUUAUAUAAAAGUUGCGUUUAAGUUGUAUUAAAAAUAGAUACGUAAGAAAAAAAAUCUUUCACUUGAUGUUGGUUAGACCAGAAAGCGCGUGUGUUCUGUAGCUCAGUUCCCAGACAGCUUUGCAGGUAGUGGAGGAGGUGGCUUCAUGUGGCACUUGGGCAUUCAUACUCCACUUGGGAGGGUCAGGCUGUGGCCUUCUGGAGCAGGUGGCUUGGUAAGGAACGCUAGCAGGGCAUGGCACGUGAGCUCCGGAGUAGAUGUCUUCAUCACUUCUUCCACUGUGUUGACACUGUUUUCCUUACCUAUUUCCUCAAAUCCCCAGCUUUCUCCUCUGCUAUGCAUUUUCUUCACAGUGCAGCUUGCAGUCCGUUGCUGAAAAUGAUUAUAAGCCCUGCAUAAUGUUAAGCUUUAUUGUGAUUACGUGUAUGUUUCUUCUUUCUUUUAAGCAGACCCAUACCUUUCCAGGGUCAAAGUACAGAAUAGAAUACAAUCUUUGAUUUUUAUCCAUUUCUUUUACUCUGUGUAAAGACUUUAGAAGUCUAAUUCACAGGCGAGCCAAUACAGAAUUGACUGCAGUUGAACAGACUAGAAGUAUUUGUGGGAGGAGUGACAUGAAGCAUGAGUUAUCUGAUUUUUUUUUGUAGCUGCUAAAUAUUUUAAGCCUUCAUUUGCAAUUCAUGUAACAGUUGUGUCAUAAAUUACACAAUAAAGCAGUCCUGUUCAAAUUUUUUUUUAAAUGUGGCUUGUAGAAUUUUUAAAAAAGUGAUCUUAGGUUUUUUCAUGCGGAAUGCAGAUGGGUGCUAUCAGAGCCUCUCCCACACCACUAUAGUGUAAUAAUGUUAUUAUUACUCUACACUGAAACGUAUUCAGAGUUAGAUGUUAUUUUAGCUUUAGUUGUUCUUUAGAGGCUUUCAAAUGUACCGAUGAUACUGUUUCUUGCACUGAUUAUAUAAACACUCCACAGUGUUUAUAUUGGGAAGAUAUUGGGAAGGAAAUAUAUUUGUAAAAGAUGAAGGCUGUAUGUAUUUUUUUUUUCUUUUUAAACUGGUUCACUUAAAUUCUUUAGAGGAUGGGAUGUAUUUUUCUUGCUGAAUGUUCAGUGCUUUUUCCUUUUCAUUUGUUGUUCUGUGGUCACACUAUGACCUUAGCUACAUAGCAGACUUUCCCAGAUGUAUUGAUUACAAAUAAACAGUUGUUACUUAGCAAGACCUGAAAAUAUGUCUGCAGGUUUCUCCUUGAAGCAAAUGUGUGGGAUCAUUGCAUUUCCAGAAAUCUGCCUCCUUCACCCUCCGUUGACAGUAUAUGUCAUGCCUCACUUUCUUCUAGCUGAGCUUUAAAUCAUUAGAGCUUAAAUUGUCAGAUCGUUCAUUGCCUUUCCAGGGUUAUUUAGUAAAGUUUGUUCAAAACAAAAAUGCCUUUUCUAGGUUCUUUUUUCAGUUUUAUUUUGAAGGUCCAGCUUCCUGAUUAAAUGUCUGACAUAUUAAUGAAUGACCAGCAGCAGCUUUCAGCUCUUAAAAAGACACUUAUAUUAUGAUUUUACAUGCUGGUUACCUGUUCCAUUGUUGUCAAAUGCCCACUCUCCAUCAGAUGUGUUCCUCUAUUUUCUUGUCCACAAAGUACUCCUCACUUUUCAAUUUGUCACGUUACUAAAUGGUGUUACAUUAAAGCCCUGUGUUAAGUGUC
Macaca mulatta (Rhesus monkey) is the source of this 4698-nucleotide messenger RNA. The record is from RefSeq and is a predicted model, not a curated record. NCBI's taxonomy places the organism in Eukaryota, Metazoa, Chordata, Mammalia, Primates, Cercopithecidae.